AUGAAAAGAACUGCUGAUGAACAUAUCUCUGUGGCAGAUGAUGUUGUCGCUGAACAAGAGCAACAGCCAGCAAAGAUGGCCAAGACAUCUCAAACCACAUCAGAGGAGAAACAUAUAACUGAAUUUGAGGUAAUGCAAGCCUAUAGGCAAUUGCAGGGUGAUAUCACUAAAGGUAGAGUGCGUGCUCUUCGUGGUGGAGAUAUUGAUAUUACUACAGACACAUUAGAGACUGUGGAUAAAUUAUAUGAAUUCAUUAAACAAAAAAAAAAUAAUAAUUUGUUUGCUGAGGACUCUAGGGCCAUUGCUGGUAUUAGUGAGCUAGCAGAGAUUACUGUGCGUAAUUUGAAGUUGGGGGAAAUGAAAGGAUUAACUAAUAUCGAUGAUAUUAUGGCAUAUUGUAAACGAUAUAUGUUACAGGAACAUUUUAAACAAAAUAAUAUAGUGGAGACUAAGAAUAAUUUUGAAGCAACAAAUCAUGAUACUGAUGCAGAUGAGGAUGAUGAGAAUGAAGACGAGAGACCAAAUGAUGAUGAUGAUUAUGAAUCAUUCAAUAAUAAAAAGGUAGAUGAAUUGAAAAAAUCGACACUAAAAAAGGAUUUUUUGAAUCAAUUUCAGAAUUAUGAUUCAUUUCAUCAAUUUAACUGGUUUAAGAUGGGUAGUCUAUUUAAUGGAUUAUCAAAAUUACCACUAGUGACCGAUAACUUAAUCGGACCGUUUGCAAUUGAAAAGAAAGUGAAAGUGAAAGUAAUUAGGAAGAGAAACAUAGAUGUUGUUGGAGAAUUAGUAAAACCUGAUAAUCCAUCAGCAAAGGAUUUGGUCGAUAAUGAUGAACAAACGACACCAGAACAAGUUAAGAGAUGUUUUAAAAUUUUAUCCAAAAAAUUAGGUAAUGAUGAUAAAAUAUCAUUAUUUAAAUUUGUUCUUGAUCCAAAUUCUUUCCCUAAAUCCGUUGAAAAUUUGUUUUAUACUAGUUUUUUGAUUAAAGCAGGUAGAAUUGUAAUGGAAGAAGAUGAGAAUGAUGGUUAUCCUACGAUACGAAUCAAAAAUAAACCAAAAGGGAAAGAUAAAGAAGAGAGGAAUAUACAAAAACAUAAAAAUUCCCAUGCAGAAGAACAUCAUAUUAUAUUUCAAAUGGAUAUGCCAACUUGGUCGAAAUUAAUUAAAAAAUUUAAUAUAACAUCAAGUUAUCUUGAGACAUAA
This is a messenger RNA of Maudiozyma barnettii, 1200 nucleotides long. It is a transcript of the gene NSE4, whose product is annotated as Smc5-Smc6 complex subunit NSE4. Gene Ontology annotation, biological process: DNA repair. NCBI's taxonomy places the organism in Eukaryota, Fungi, Ascomycota, Saccharomycetes, Saccharomycetales, Saccharomycetaceae. The record is from RefSeq and is a predicted model, not a curated record. Gene Ontology annotation, cellular component: nucleus; Smc5-Smc6 complex. Bases 1 to 1200 code for a protein of 399 amino acids. The transcript has a single exon.